Molecule: messenger RNA, 979 nt
Organism: Linum tenue
Lineage: Eukaryota; Viridiplantae; Streptophyta; Magnoliopsida; Malpighiales; Linaceae
Source: the annotation of a GenBank genome assembly
AUGACUGCAGCAGUCGACGCUGGCGAUGAUUAUGGUGACGAGGAAGAAAAGGAGGAUGUGGUCGCCGCUACAUCGACGAUGCCAGUUGCGACGCCGGCGGCAGAAAGGAGCAAAGCUCCGACGAGAGGCUUCAGGUUGACGAGGGAAGGAAUGGCUAGCGAGAAGAAGAGUCACCGCCGGCAAGCUCUGGUGACAGUGCCAGCGGUUGACUCGUCAGAGAAAUUCGUUUCGGUGAAGAAAAAGAAGAAGUUUUCGGCAGGAAGUUCGGGGGAGAAGAAGAGAAGCUGUCUGGAAGAAGGCGAAGAAGAGGAUGAAGAAAAGAAAGCACCCUUCUCUUUUUCUACAGCUCGUGAGGAGGAAGGAGAAGAAGCCUGAUGUUGGGUUCUUUCUUUUUUUCUUUUUUUCUUUUCUGUAAGAAGAGGGAAUUCUGCCGUGGGGAAAGAGGAGGAGAGAUCCAAAUCCCAGAAAGCAGUCCCCCUUUUUUUUUCGGAAGUGGGGGCAUGGGGAAGAAGAAGAUGAAGAGCUUUCGUAGGGAAGAGGAAGAAGGAAGAAGUUUUUUUUUGUUGUUCUUGUUGUUGUUUUUCCCUCUUUUUUUGUUUGGAAUUUUGAGGAAGGAGUCGAUCAGCAGAAGGAAGGAAGUGACAGAGAAGAAAAAGUUCAGGGAAUGUUUUUUUGUUUUUUCCUCUUUUUCCAGAGCUAAAGAGCUCUUUUUAUAGCCAAAAAUCAUAUGUGUUGGCACAAUGUAAUUGGAUUUGAAAGGUUAUAGGGGCCGCCCUCUAUGUUUGUGUAGCUUAUGGAUUGGGUUGGACCGGUUUGGGUAUGUGAAGUGGACUAAACCGGUUGGGGUUGGUCUGACAUGGGCAUGAUUGGUGAAUUGAGUUUUUUUGGCUUUUGUGUGGACUGACCCGUUGAUUAGCAUUGACCAGAGUUGACUGGUCUUUGACUUGGGCAGGCUUGGAUCAUUUUAUUUUUGUAGUUG